Thunnus maccoyii (southern bluefin tuna) is the source of this 6414-nucleotide messenger RNA. RefSeq names its product tight junction protein 2a (zona occludens 2) (gene tjp2a). The transcript has 24 exons. Gene Ontology annotation, biological process: establishment of endothelial intestinal barrier; cell-cell junction organization; cell-cell adhesion. The record is from RefSeq and is a predicted model, not a curated record. Lineage: Eukaryota; Metazoa; Chordata; Actinopteri; Scombriformes; Scombridae. Bases 605 to 4318 code for a protein of 1237 amino acids. Gene Ontology annotation, cellular component: bicellular tight junction; plasma membrane. Gene Ontology annotation, molecular function: cell adhesion molecule binding.
GCUGCUGGUCAUCUGCUUUCUGCCAGAAGAUCUUAAAAGUGGGUUAUACUAGGUGUGCUGCCAACCCAAGUUGUGCCGGCAUUUCACUAAGCCUGAGCCUGAGAUGUCAGAGGCACAUAGAUUUCACUGUGUACUUUAGUUACCAAAAAACCCCCCAACAAUUUAAAAUCCCAAACACAACUCAGAUUUGCACUCUGGGCAUGUUUGGUGUCGGUUUGUCUUUGCAGAUGUGUGAAACAUCUGUAAAACUUUGAGGAGUGUCUGAUAUACGUUCUGGUCUGAGCGGGCAUCAAGCCCAAAAUGUGUUGUGUUAUUUGUUGUGUUUGUGGAUGAACACUCAGGAGUUUAAUCACCGCGUGCCUGUGCAGGAGUUGGUGUGUUUGUAUGUUUACACUGUGUGCAGACGGUGGGAUUUGUGCUGAAUGUAGGCCAGCAGAAUCCCUCUUACGUCAAAGGCAGGCAGGCGGGCAGAUGCAGGGAGAGAGCUGCUGGUGGUUGUGCAGCUGUGGCCAUGGAAGAGGCAGUAGUGCACAUCAGUCUGCCAGACCACCGUUGGCGGUGAACAGGGAGAGACGCGGAUAGGAAGAGACGGGGAGAGCCAACGAUGAAGACCAUCCUCAGCCUGCACAGGAAAUGGGCCCACGCGGUCAAGACCAUACGCAUCCUGCAGGGACUCAACCCGGUCAUGGAGGAGACAGUGUGGGAGCAGUACACCGUGACCCUGCAGAGGGAUUCAAAGAUGGGCUUUGGCAUCGCGGUGUCAGGCGGGCGGGACAACCCAAAUGAGGAAAGUGGCGAGACAUCCAUUGUGGUGUCCGAUGUCCUGCAGGGAGGACCCGCUGAUGGCUUGUUGUUUGAGAAUGACCGAGUUGUGCAGGUGAAUGCCAUCCCCAUGGACGGGGCCCUUCACGCCUUCGCUGUCCAGACCCUCAGGAAGUGCGGCAAAGUAGCAAAAAUAACAGUGAAGAGGCCCAGGAAGGUUCCGGUAAAUCUCAUGAACUGUCCCCCGUCACCCGAUGACCGAGUCUUCAACAACGACUACACUGACGACUACAACUACGAUCAGGACCGCCGCAGUGUGUACAGCGGGCGGAGUGGCGGCGGGCGGGAUCAUAGCCCAGAGAGGGAGCGAGGUGGCGGAGGCUACAUGGAUUCCGGCUAUCAAACACGUGAGCGUGACUACGACAGAGACUAUGACCGGCGGGAGCGGGGCAGGAGCAUGGAGAGAGACCUCAGCCCGGACCGGCAGUACAGGAGGGACGGCAGCAGAGGUCGCAUGUUGGACAAAGAGCGCAGCCCAGAUCGCCGCUACAGGAGCGACCACAUGCUGGACCGUGACUACAGCCCGGACAGAAGGUACCGCAGCGAGCGAGCAUUAGACCGAGACCACAGUCCCGACCGGCGCUACCGCAGCGAGCGAGCCCUCGACCGUGAGUACAGCCCUGACCGACGCUACCGCAGCGAGCGUACGCUUGACCGCCACAACAGCCCGGGACGCAGCCACGGGGGCGACCACAGCUUCGAACGGGGACGCGAACGCAUCCCUAGUGACCCGAGGAAGUAUGAUGAGCCACUGAAGCGGAGCGGAAGCAGGGACCGCCUGGAACGCUCGCCAUCACCCGCUGCCAUGCCCAUCCCUAUGCCACGCCCCAUCCGGGACUUGGACGCACUGGAGAAACCACUGAAUGUGCUGCUGCUCAAGAACCGGCCCAACGAAGAGUAUGGCCUUCGUCUGGGCAGUCAGCUCUUCAUCAAAGAGAUGACCAGCACAGGACUUGCCAGCAGAGAUGGAAACCUGCAGGAAGGGGACAUAAUACUGAAGAUUAACGGUACGGUGACAGAAAACCUGUCUCUCACCGACGCGGGGAAACUGAUCGAGAAGUCUCGUGGGAAGCUGCAGCUGGUGGUGCAGAGAGACAAACAGCAGGUGUUGAUCCGAGUCCCCCCGAUGGUUGACAGCGACUCUGAGCUCGAUGAUAUCUCCGAGAUCGAGUCUUACCGCUCCUACUCUCCGCAGGAUGACAGGCGGGGCCACCACUCCGACCUCUCCUCCCACUCCUCCAAUGAGAGACUCAGAGAGAAGCCCAGAGAGGAUCCACCUAACAGGUUGGCAAAAAUGGGCGCCAUGCCAACACCAUUCAAAGGUCCUGACAGAACCGUAGAAGACAUGCCCCCGUUGCAGUCGGAGAGGGAGGAGCCAAGAGCAGAAACACCACCAGUACCAGCAGUCACUGUGGCCCCAAAGUUUCACGCUCCUCCUAAGGUGCCUCUAAAGCCAAGCAUGGAUGACCAGGAAGUAUAUGGGCCGAACACAGUGAUGGUCCGUUUCCGGAAAGGUGAUAGUGUGGGUCUGAGGCUGGCAGGAGGAAAUGAUGUUGGUAUCUUCAUUGCUGGUGUUCAGGAGGACAGCGCAGCUGAGCAGGAGGGUCUCCGCACAGGAGAUCAGAUCAUGAAGGUGAACAACAUGGACUUCAGAGGUAUGGUGCGUGAGGAUGCGGUCCUCUACCUCCUGGAGAUUCCCAAAGGAGAAGAUGUAACCAUUCUUGCUCAGAGCAAACCUGAAGUGUACAAAGACAUUUUAGCAUCUGGCAGAGGCGACUCUUUCUUCAUCAGGACCCACUUUGAGUAUGAGAAGGAGGCUCCCCAGAGCCUUCCUUUCAUCAGAGGAGAGAUCUUCAAAGUGACAGACACUCUUUAUGAUGGAAAGCUGGGCAACUGGCUGGCAAUCCGUACUGACAAAGACAACCAAAUGCUGGAGAAAGGAAUCAUCCCUAACAAGAGCAGAGCCGAGCAAAUGUCCAAUGUCCAGAAUGCUGCUCGGGCCGCAUCAGGCAACGACAGAGGAGACUUCUGGAGGCUGAGAGGUCAAAGGGCGGCAAAGAAGAAAGAUCUCCGCAAGAGCCGAGAGGACCUGACUGCUGCUCCAGUCACCACACGAUUCCCAGCCUAUGAGAGAGUGGUCUUGCGUGAAGCUGGUUUCAAGAGACCUGUGGUGAUUUUCGGGCCCAUUUCUGACAUAGUGAAUGAGAAACUGGCCAACGACAUGCCACACGAGUUUGUCAUCGCCAAAACGGAGCCUAAGGAUGCAGGAAGUGAGAAAUCCUCCGGAGUGGUGAGACUAAACACCAUUCGACAAAUCAUUGAACAGGACCGUCAUGCUUUAUUGGACGUGACUCCCAAAGCCGUGGACACCCUGAACUACACCCAGUGGUACCCUAUUGUCAUCUUCCUGAACCCAGACAACAAGCAAGGUGUCAAGACCAUGAGGAACCGACUCAUGCCCGGAUCCACCCGCAGCACACGCAAACUGUACGAGCAGUCCGUCAAGCUGAGGAAGACCUGCUCACACCUUUUCACUUCAACCAUCGACCUGAACUCAGCCAAUGACGCAUGGUACGGCAGUGUGAAAGAUAUGAUCCGGGAACAGCAGGACAGAGCUGUGUGGGUGUGUGAGGGCAAGCUGGACGGUUCAGAGGAGGACCUGGAUCUCCAUGACGACCGCAUGUCCUACCUGUCAGCGAUGAGUGCAGACUACCUGAGCAUGGACAGCCGGCUGACCAGCGACUACGAAGAUACAGCGGAUGAAGGCGGGGCUUAUACUGACAACGAGCUGGACGAGCCAUUGGACGAACCCCAGCCUGUGUCGGCCAUCAGUCGAUCUUCAGAGCCCGUACUGCCAGAAGAGAAGGCUCACCCUGAACCCCGGGCUCGUAUGAGGAAGUCAGGCAGCAGAGAGGUGCUGAACAGAGAGCCCAGUCCUCCCCCUGCAUUUGUCCCUGAACCCCCGAAGGUGCGGGCUCAGACUCGGACUGACUCAUCACGCAGCUAUGACUCACACUCCAGCAGCACCAUCAGCAGCGAUGCAGCGGGCGGAAGCAAGCCGCCUCCCCCUCCUGUGGCCCUGAAGCCCGUCGUCCGUCUGAACCAGGCGUCAGAGGAGCAGAGCCCGAGGAAGGGGGAGGAGGAGGAUCCCGCCAACAAAUCCUUCCUGGGCAAGAUUAAAGCUUUUGAGAAGAUGGACCACCUGGCCCGAGCUCAGAGGAUGCUGGAGCUGCAGGAGGCAGAAAACGCUCGACUGGAAAUUGCCCAGAAGCAUCCAGACAUCUACGCCAUCCCAGUAAAACUGCCAAAACCCAACCUCAACCGUCCUCAGCCAAUAGGUUCAAGCUCCAAUCCGGAGCCGCAGACUCCAUCCAGGCCACCGUACUCCGAGACGAGAGGACACGAAGAUGAUGAGGCGGAGUACCGCAGACAGCUGGCUGACCAGACCAAGAGAGGAUACUACAAUCCCCAGAAAUACAAAGACACCGAGCUGUAGGUCAAACCAGGAAGUGACGACAUGACUACACACUGCUGGAGUCCUUCCAUGUAGUUGCUACAUAACAGCUGUUAACAGCUUAGGCAGCUUCACCUUGAUAUGAACUCCCAGAACUUUGUGUGUGCAGUCAGGUUCAUGGAAAGACGUUGAUGUCAACACAUUUUGUACAGCAAGUAUUCAAUCAGCCUGGAGAAACACAAUGAUAGUGUGUUUUUUUUUUUACCUUCUCACCCGUCCUGGCAGGUUUGUGUCAUGUGCUUCUUCAGACCUGAUAUUUCAGUGUAUAUAAUGUUUUAAUGUGUCUGAAGAGGUUUUUGUUAUGAGUGAGUCCCCCCCCCCCACUCCUCCCCUCAUAACUCUAAUAUGUAGUUCCUCUUAUAUCAGCAUUAUUUAGUCACAGACCUAAGCAUCUGUUUUUCUGAGAGAUAAAUGCCUUGUGAUUUUUGAAAACCCACACAGUUGUUUAAUAACUCCAGAAUCCUCAAAAACUCUUCCGUCUAGCUGGAAGUCCUUCUAUCUACCUCCUCUAUCUAUCCUGGAAGCUGGUGUUGCCGUGUCUCCUUGAUCAUUUUUUAGAAAGAAGAAAGAUGCAAUUUUGGUAUUUUGUAUGGAAAACAAAUGUAACUUACAUUUUGUUUUCACGUUGUACAAAGUGAGCAAGGAUAUACUGUAUGUCGUGUCCUGCUACCAUCUUUGUUUUUGAUCAGGAAAGUCACAACUUGGAAAAUGGGUAAAAAAGUGUUUUUUUAAUUUUGCAGCAGACAGAACAUUUGUUCAUCCAGAUAGUUAGAAGAGUCUUUGAGGAUUCUGGAAAUUCAGAACUGUGAUAAGUGUUGAACAACCUGCAUUUUUUAAAGAUUGCUGGGUAUUUAUGUUUUAGAAAAACAGAUGCUAAUACAUGAGAAGCGCACCAAGCUGCACCCAAACCACUGCAGACAGUAUCUGGACUGUUUGGUUUUACAUUCUAUUAGUGAGUGGUUUGCAGGGCCACCAACACUUUUCCCCAAUGUUAAAUAGCAUGUUUAAGACAUGUUCAUACAAGAAUAAUGUUAAAAUCAAUGUGUCAGUUUGGUUUCCAUCCAAACUCUUCCUCUUAAUCACUCUCUUGUCAAGUAUUCUGAGUUAUUGUUCACCUCUACAUUGCCAGUCGAACAUUUGUAUAUACAUAGCGCUGUGUAAAAUGCGUGCAUUCUGGGAAGCAGCACAUUUUAAAGUGCCUUGUAGCUCUUAAUGGACAAAGUCAUCAGACGCAGAGUGCAUCAAAUAGAAACACGUUCCAUAAUGUGGACCAAACAAUAGAGGGUGACUUUUUUUUUAUCAAGUCUAAUAAAAUAGUUAUAGAUUUAAUCAACUGGAAACUCUUCCAUUUUAUUUUCCUGACUGACUUCCUUAGUAGGGUAGCACAUCGCCUUCACCAAAGAAAAAUUACAAGUCACAAUAACAGAAACAACAUAAUGUAAACAAUAAAGUACCGAAGGAUCUGAUAAUAAUAAUAAUAAUAAUACAAAUUCACGAGAUCUGUCUUAAAUAAUAAGAAUAUGAGAUUCUUAUUCAUAAUUAUGACAUGAGGAUCUUUUAAACAUAAGAUUCAUAUCUGUUAAUUAUGAGACAUGAUCUUAUUAUUACAAGUUUUGUGUAUACAAGUUUAAAAAGACGAGAAAAGUCUUCUUUUUUUUUUUUUCUGGAACAGACAAACCAGGUAAAUGAUGUCACAGAGUUCACCUGUUCAAAUAUUGCAUUAAUGAAACAUUCAAAUGCAGUUUGAUGAGUUUGUUUGUCAGGUUUGAGAUGGAUGUAAGCUGUGCAGCGCAGCAUUGAGCUGACGCUCUGUAUAUUUGUCUUUAUUUGCCGCUUGCAACAAGAGACAAUAACAUUUUUAUUGCAUGUUUUUAUAUUGAAUAUACGCUCAAAUCAGUCUGACAGUCAGAUCAGUCUUUGUACACGGGCACAUGAGGAAUGUGGUGACGACAAUCAUGUUGGUUGAUCAGUUUCUUUUAAAUGUAUGUUAGUUUGUGAUUUUUUUUUAGUUUGUGGUCUUCUGAGUAUUACAGAUCAGACUCUUGGGAAAUUCUAAUUAAUAAAUUGGUUUUUUUUUA